AUGUUAAAAAUACCAAAACUUUUGCAUCCUCGCACCAGAAAGUUUCAAUCUUUGAUAAAAAAUCCUCACCUCUCAGCUGGGUAUGUUAAGGGUAGUGAUGACAGUGGUUCCGAGGAGAACGAGUGGGAGAGGUUGCUUAAGCCAUUUGACCUCAAUGAGCUCCGGAAAUCCCUCAUUCAAAUCACCCCAAUUCAGCUUUCUAAGUUACUUGAACUCCCACUGGAUGUGCCCACCUCAUUGGAAGUAUUCGAAAUGGUGGGUGCCCAGAGGGGGUAUAGACAUUCAUUUGAUGUGUAUUGUGUGUUGAUUGAUAAGCUCGGCGCGGCGGGGGAGUUUAAGGCCAUAGAUAGGUUGUUGAUGCAGAUUAAAGCUGAAGGGAUGGUUUUUAGGGAGUCCCUUUUCAUUAUGAUUAUGAAACAUUACGGCAGAGCAGGCUUGCCGGGUCAAGCCACUCGGCUGCUUCUCGAUAUGAGAGGGUUUUAUUCUUUUGAGCCUACUUUUAAGUCUUAUAAUGCUGUUUUGGAUGUGCUGGUGGCUGGGAAUUGCCCCAAGGUGGCACCUAAUGUGUUUUAUGACAUGUUGAGUAGGGGUGUCUCUCCCAAUGUCUAUACAUUUGGGUUGGUUCUGAAGGCGUUUUGUAUGGUUAAUGAAGUGGAUUCUGCAUGCUCGCUUCUUAGAGACAUGACGAAGCACGGGUGUGUGCCCAAUUCUGUGGUUUACCAGACUCUUAUACAUGCCCUCUGCAGAAAUGAGCGGGUGAAUGAAGCAUUGAGGCUUUUGGAGGAAAUGUUCUUGAUGGGUUGCACUCCUGAUGUUCAGACUUUUAAUGAUGUUAUCCAUGGUCUCUGCAAGGCCAAGCGAAUGCCAGAGGCUGCAAAGUUGGUUGAUCGGAUGCUUUUGCGGGGUUUUUCUCCUGAUGAGAUAACUUAUGGAGUUUUAAUGAACGGAUUAUGUAGAGCAGGGCAAGUUGAUGAAGCAAGGGCAUUGCUAGACAAAGUGCCUAGCCCGAAUGCUGUGCUUUUUAAUACCUUGAUCAAUGGUUAUGUUACCAGUGGACGCUUUGAUGAAGCCAAAGCUGUCUAUCGUGAUAGCAUGCUAGGUAACGGCUGUGACCUUGAUGUUUAUACAUUCAAUAUUCUGAUUCGUGGACUUUGCAAGAAGGGCAGUUUGGCUUCUGCUCGUGAAUUGGUCAGUGAGAUGGAAACUAAAGGCUGCAAGCCCAAUGUGAUAACCUACACAAUAUUGGUUGAUGGGUUAUGCAAGGAAGGUCAACUUCAGGAAGCUAGUGAUGUUUUAAAUGAGAUGUCAUACAAGGGACUCGGUCUGAACAUCGUGGGAUACAAUUCUCUAAUAUCUGCUCUUUGCAAGGACGGGAAAGUUCAUGAAGCUUUGAAGUUAUUUCGUGAAAUAUCAAGCAAAGGAUGUAAGGCAGACAUAUAUACCUUUAAUUCUUUGAUAUUUGGAUUGUGCAAGGUUGAUAGGAUGGAAGAGGCAUUGGGAUUGUACCAUGAUAUGUUAUUGGAGGGUGUGAUUGCCAACACUGUAACUUAUAACACAUUAAUUCAUGGUUAUCUCACUGGAGGUGCUAUCAAAGAAGCACUGAAGCUUGUAAAUGAAAUGUUAUCCAGAGGAUGCCCUCUUGACAAAAUAACCUAUAAUGGGUUAGUAAAGGCACUCUGCAGAGCUGGGCUAGUUGAAAAAGCACGGGGAUUGUUUGAAGAAAUGAUGAGGACAGGACUUCAUCCAGAUAGUAUCUCAUGCAAUAUUUUGAUUAAUGGCCUCUGCAGAAGUGGCAAAGUAAAUGAAGCCCUUGAGUUUCUAAGGGAUAUGAUUCAUCGCGGUUUAAUGCCCGACAUAGUCACUUAUAAUAGCCUGAUAAAUGGUCUAUGCAAGAUGGGACACAUUUGGGAAGCUUUGAAUCUCUUUGACAGAUUACAAGCUGAAGGGGUAUAUCCUGAUGCUAUUACUUAUAACACUUUGAUCAGUUGGCAUUGCAAAGAGGGCAGGAUUAGUGAUGCUUGUUUGCUUCUACAUAGAGGUGUGACUAAUGGAUUCAUACCAAAUCAUGUGACGUGGUAUAUAUUGGUCAGCAACCUGUCCAAAGAAAGAGGUUACAGGCAUCAGGGAUUUAUCUAAGCGGAGUAUAUUUUUCCCCUCAAAACACCAAGCAUUUUCAUGGUAUUUCUGAAAUCAUUUAUGCUGAUGGUGAUUGGAAGUGGAGAUG
This is a messenger RNA of Fragaria vesca subsp. vesca, 2224 nucleotides long. Its product is annotated as pentatricopeptide repeat-containing protein At5g64320, mitochondrial-like. Gene Ontology annotation, molecular function: protein binding. NCBI's taxonomy places the organism in Eukaryota, Viridiplantae, Streptophyta, Magnoliopsida, Rosales, Rosaceae. The record is from RefSeq and is a predicted model, not a curated record. The coding region runs from base 1 to 2136 and encodes 711 amino acids. The transcript has a single exon.